AAUAAUCAAUAGCAUUUCAAUUAAAAAAAUAUAGCGGACAACGAUAUACAAGCGAUGUACUAGAUACGAAACUACACAAUUUUAGCUGCAUUUAUAUGUAACAGCAGCUAUAUCGCCUAGAUAAGCACAAAGAAAUACAUAUAUAAAUUAAUUGAAGUAAAUUUCUUCAAAGUUGUAGUUAAAAUUUGAGUCUACAUAAACAAGUUGUGAAUACAUAUCUUCAAUAUUUUUUGAUAUUUCAAUUCAGAAUUAUUCUCAAAAAAUUUAUCAAGAAACGAUAAAAUAAUUUAAAUUUCAAAUUCAUGUGUACAUAAAGUAGUCUAUACUAACCCAACAACGAUCACAUCUGACAACUAAAACAUAACCUCGAAUAUUAAAGAACGUGUGUAGCUGUGUACAGCGAAGAAUCAUCAUGUUAACGCCGAGAUUCGAAUUGACUCAAACAGAGAAAACCCUUUCCAUACAAGUCAGAGCUCCCUAUUGCAGUUUGGGAGACCUGGAUGUGAGUGUCGAAGAAAAUGUAUUUAUAUUUGUGUGCAAACCAUACUAUCUGAGGCUGCACCUCCCUGGCAAAAUCGAAGAAAAUGAUAACUCCCACAGUAAAUUCGAUGCUGAUCUGGGAGUGUUCACAUUCACAUAUGAGAAAGUCACACCGGGUGAGCAAUUUGAGGACUUAGAAUUCAUAACGAAGUUCUUGUGUCCAAAAAUUGAGGUGCAAGAAGGCAACAGGAAGAUUGAGAUUUUAACUUCGGAGGACUGCAAUGAUGAUGCAGUUGUGGUGGAAUCUGAGGAAAAGUAUGGGUUUGCGCAAAGAGGCGGUUAUAAUUUCGCCGGUGUGAGUUCAGAAUUUUACGAUAUCUUCAAAGUGGAUCCGCACGAAGUGAAACUGGAGGAUCGGAGAGGUGUGCGUUUGAAGCAGGAAGCCGAAGACUUCGAUUUAGAUCAUUGCGUUGCGGAUUUGAUCGAUUGCGAGGAAAUUAAGGAGAUAACCCAAGCAAAAUCACCGUACGAUGAUUUGGAUGCUAAAUCUGUAAAAUUCACCGUUGAAGAAUUGGAUUUCCUAAAGGAUUUGAUUAACAUUGAGUAUAAUUUGAGCGAGAAUCAAACGAAUUACUGUUACACUUCGCUGGUGGAGAUUCUGUUUGCGUAUUGCUACGACUUUAGGACGACGUUCUUCGAGAAGACUUGCGAGUCAGGUUGGACAAUCGCAAAGUUGAGCGCCAGUUUUAGCUAUUUCGAAGGAUUCAAGAGCGUGAAAGAAGCAGUGAUUUGCGGGUACAGACGAUCGCUGAUAUAUCCGCUUUACCGAAAUAUGGAUUUGAGCCACAAGGUCUUUGAAGACCUCAAAAAGGUUCUGAGUCUUGGAGAAAAGUUUAUACUGAAACUCUUGAUGGAGAUGUAUAAAGUCUUCGUUGGAGGUGAUAGCAGUAGAUACGUCCUCAACAACCUGUUCGUUAAAGAUUACGUGAAUUACAUCAUGAAAUGGGAUAAGGCUGCUUGGGCUAAAGUCGUAGAAGAAGUCAACGCGAUGACGGUGAGCGCUGAAGAUCUGAAUCUCGAGUUGCCAUCAAUGUCGGAUUGUAAUUUAACCUCGAUGAUGAGCGGUAUGACCAUUAAAGAAAACGUGUUGGAUUCUGACGACGAUGAAGACGAAUCGUCAAGUGAUAGUAGUAGCUGCAGUUGUAGCAGUAGUAGUUCGGAAGAAUCCUCCGAUGAUAGUUCGGACUAAUAGUUAAAAAAUAAUUGAAGAACUUACCGACUGUGGUGUAU
This is a messenger RNA of Nicrophorus vespilloides, 1770 nucleotides long. Its product is annotated as protein SHQ1 homolog. Lineage: Eukaryota; Metazoa; Arthropoda; Insecta; Coleoptera; Silphidae. Gene Ontology annotation, cellular component: nucleoplasm; cytoplasm. The transcript has a single exon. The record is from RefSeq and is a predicted model, not a curated record. Bases 413 to 1729 code for a protein of 438 amino acids. Gene Ontology annotation, biological process: box H/ACA snoRNP assembly.